Molecule: messenger RNA, 1498 nt
Organism: Bactrocera tryoni
Lineage: Eukaryota; Metazoa; Arthropoda; Insecta; Diptera; Tephritidae
Gene: alphaTub67C
Product: tubulin alpha-4 chain
Exons: 2
Coding region: 79-1467 (462 amino acids)
Biological process (GO): mitotic cell cycle; microtubule cytoskeleton organization
Cellular component (GO): cytoplasm; microtubule
Molecular function (GO): structural constituent of cytoskeleton; GTP binding
Source: RefSeq, a predicted model, not a curated record
AAUAGCAGCUAUUUUGCAAUUUGCUUUGGGGUUGAAAUAUUGGCGCCUUUUUAACUUUUACAUAUAAAUUCUUUAAAAAUGCGUGAGGUAAUAUCAAUUCAAAUCGGGCAAGGAGGAAUUCAAAUCGGAAAUGCUUGCUGGGAAUUGUACCUUUUGGAGCACGGCAUUGAUGUUGACGGCUCUACUAAAAGUAAAGCAGAGAAUACGAAUGGAUCGAAUAAAUUAUCUCAAGAUACUAAAAAUGAAACCACGAAUGACUCGAAUACCUUUUUCGCAGAAACUGGUCUGGGCAAACAUGUACCACGCACUGUUUUUGUUGAUCUUGAGCCUACAGUUAUAGAUGAUGUACGUACAGGUAACCUUAAGAGUCUGUAUCAUCCAGAACAACUUAUAUCUGGAAAAGAAGAUGCAGCCAAUAAUUAUGCACGUGGCCAUUACUCUAUCGGAAAAGAAGCAAUUGAUAAAGUUAUGAAUCGCAUUCAAAAAUUAUCUGAACAAUGUGAAAGUCUUCAAGGUUUCUUAAUAUUUCAUAGUCUUGGUGGUGGAACUGGAUCGGGCUUUACUUCUUUACUUAUGGAACGCUUAACUGCAGAUUAUAGUAAGAAAUGUAAAUUGGAUUUUGCAGUGUACCCGUCACCAAGAGUUUCAACGUCAGUUGUAGAGCCAUACAAUGCAGUUUUGACUACACACGCGACUUUGGAGACUUCGGACUGCGUUUUUAUAGUAGACAAUGAAGCAAUCUACGAAAUAUGUCAGAAUAGUUUGAAUAUUGAUCGUCCCAAUUAUCGUAAUCUGAAUCGCCUUAUUGCACAAAUUGUUAGUUCAACUACAGCUUCUUUACGUUUCAGUGGUUCUAUGAAUGUCGAUCUUAAUGAAUUUCAAACAAAUUUAGUACCUUAUCCUCGAAUUCACUUUCCACUAGUAGCAUACGCUCCAUUGGUAUCUUCAUCAAAUGCAUCGCAUGAGCACAAUACUAUAAUGGCAUUAACAAACUCAUGUUUUGAAGCUUCAAAUAUGAUGGUGAAAUGUGAUCCACGUGCUGGAAAAUAUAUGGCUUGUUGUAUGCUCUAUCGUGGGGAUGUUGUACCAAAAGAUGUAAACGCGGCAGUAUCGGCUAUAAAAUCCAAGCGACAUAUUCAAUUCGUGGAUUGGUGUCCAACAGGUUUUAAAAUAGGAAUUAAUUAUGAGAAACCUGCAUGCGUACCUGGAGGAGAUUUAGCCCAGACUCCUCGAGCAGUUUGUAUGCUAUCAAAUACAACUGCAAUUGCUGUUGCAUUCAGUAACUUGGAUUACAAGUUCGAUUUAAUGUUUAAGAAACGUGCAUUUGUGCAUUGGUAUGUAGGCGAAGGAAUGGAAGAAGGCGAGUUUACGGAAGCUCGUGAAGACUUGGCUACAUUAGAGAGAGAUUUUGAAGAAGUUGGUACAGAUGAUCAAGAACAAAGUGUUUGUGGUGAUUAUGAACUUUAAAUUGUUUUAUUUCAAUAGAAAAUAAUUUUUU